This is a messenger RNA of Williopsis jadinii, 1288 nucleotides long. It is a transcript of the gene YEA4, whose product is annotated as Yea4p. Bases 41 to 1165 code for a protein of 374 amino acids. The record is from RefSeq and is a predicted model, not a curated record. The transcript has a single exon. Gene Ontology annotation, molecular function: UDP-N-acetylglucosamine transmembrane transporter activity. Gene Ontology annotation, biological process: transmembrane transport. Lineage: Eukaryota; Fungi; Ascomycota; Saccharomycetes; Phaffomycetales; Wickerhamomycetaceae. Gene Ontology annotation, cellular component: endoplasmic reticulum membrane; Golgi membrane.
AAAACCGGGACAACAAGAAGAACAAAGACACCACGGGCCAAUGUCUCAGUCAAAAGCAAGUGCUGUGUCUCAGCUGGCGAUCAAGGAAUGGAUCACUGUCAUUGCGCUGAUCUUUGGAGGAUGCUGUUCCAACAUGUUCACACUUGAAAAGAUUGUUACCCACAACAAGGAUGCUGGAACAGUUGUCACGUUUACACAGUUCUUGUUCAUUGCCUUGGAAGGUUACAUCCACUUCUUCGAUAAGACAAGACCUCCUUUCUACAUCAAACAGAACCAUGUUCCCUUCAAGAGAUGGUCUGUUACGAUCAUCAUGUUCUUUUUGAUUUCCCUGUUGAACAACGUUGCAUUCAAUUUCAACGUUUCGGUGCCUAUUCAUCUCAUCUUUAGAUCUUCGGGGGCCGCUGUUGUGAUGGUGAUUGGGUAUCUUGUUGCUGGCAAGAGGUAUAACUGGACUCAGAUAUUCAGCGCAGUGCUACUGACGGUUGGCGCUAUCAUUACAACUCUAUACAAAGACAAGGAGUUGUUCAUGAAGAGAAGCGAGAUUGUGGACCCUGCCGAGGAAGCCAGCAAGGGGUUCUUCAGCUUGAUCACAGAUGAUUUGUUCUUCCUCACAGGUAUCGGUGUCCUUUUCAUCUCAGCCAUUUUAAUGGCUUUAAUGGGAUUAUACAACGAGGAGACAUAUAGACUUUAUGGUAAGCAUUGGCAAGAGAACGUUUUCUACUCUCAUCUCUUGGGGCUGCCAAUUUUCUUAUUUGUCUCCAACCGUAUCGUUUCAGAGUUCAAAGGUUUGCUGGAGUACCCAGAGACGUUUGACAUCUUGGGCUUGUUCCAUAUUCCACAGCAAAUUGCAUACCUUUUGCUCAACGUCCUCACCCAGUUUUUCUGUGUCCGUGGUGCCAACAUGCUCGCUGGUAGUACGACAGCGUUGACUGUUGCCGUUGUGCUGUUGUUGAGAAAGUUUGUGUCCCUGCUGUUGAGUAUGAUGCUCUUUAACAACCGUUUAAGUGUCACCGGAUCCUUUGGUGCCGCACUCGUGUUUAUCGGCGCCUUUCUCUACUCGUAUGGAUCAAGGCCACCUGCAAAGCCCCUGGCCACAGAACGCGGUGAAGUUGAGAUGUCCUCAUUUACAGUUGACCAGGGACCAUCAGACAAACGUACCGCUUAAACUUUUAGUACCACCUGCGUACAUGUCCGGAGUUCAUAGGUGUACAAGACAUUUAGAAAAAUCAAAUCGAGACGUAUUUGAGUUUAGCUCUAGAUGCGUCAAUGGAUAGAGUCAACCUUGACA